This is a messenger RNA of Camelina sativa (false flax), 2197 nucleotides long. RefSeq names its product surfeit locus protein 1-like. Lineage: Eukaryota; Viridiplantae; Streptophyta; Magnoliopsida; Brassicales; Brassicaceae. Gene Ontology annotation, cellular component: membrane. The record is from RefSeq and is a predicted model, not a curated record.
UCCAAGAUUAAAUGCCAGUAGACUGUCGACUAGUGUUGAAGGUCCAAGCUGUACUCGACUCAUCAUAAUUUUGUUUUUCUAUACCUUACUCAUGUGAAACCGAUGAUGAAUUACAUGACAGUUGAAUAACUUAAUCAAACGUAGUCGUCGUCAUAGAUUGAAUCUUGAAGGAGACAAAGAUGACGAAACUCUUUUCUAAGACUUUAACGAGGUUUAUCUCUUACAGUCAAAGGUCUUCUUCUUCUUCUAAAGCUACUACCAAACUCUCUGCUGCUCCAGAAACUCCCAACCUUGAGAGCAAAUGGAUUGUUUCGGUUACACCACCUGCAAAGAUGAGAGUCAAUGUUGUUAUGGUACUUGGUUGGAUCUAUUACCUACGGUAUCGGGGAGGUGUAUAAGUUACAACAAGGAGAAGUGGCCAAGAAACAUGUGGAUUUCAGACGACAAUGCUUGGAAACAAAACCAAGGAAGCUGAAUACAAUGAAGAAAGUGGAUGAGUUAGGAUUUCAACGGGUUGUAUGCAAAGGCGUUUUCGAUGUGAAAAGAUCGAUCUAUGUUGGUCCAAAGCCUAGAUCCAAGUCUAAAGAUUCCGAAGAUGGGUUCUAUGUUAUUACAUCUCUUUUGCCAAUCCCAAAUGAACCAAAUAGUGUGAAGUCCCCUGUUCUAGUAAAUCGCGGAUGGGUUCCUUCGGAUUGGAAAGAAACGUCUUUAGAAUCUCUAGAUCCUGGUGUUGUUGUUGCUGCUGCGGAGGAUGAGUCAAGAAAAGCUAAUAAACUAAUAUCCUCUCUACAAAAUCCCUUAUCGAAGUUUUGGUACAAGUUUAACAACCCAAUGAUUUCUGAGCAGGACCAUGCCUCUAGGGCUAUGCAUGUGGAAGUGGUUGGUGUGAUUAGGAAAAGUGAAACUCCAAGCAUAUAUACUCUAGUAAAUUAUCCAAGGUCGUUUGGGUGGUUCUACGUUGAUGUUCCUAAACUGGCUCAAGCCAUGGGAUUUGGUGAGGACACAAUGUAUAUAGAGAGUAACCACAAAGAUAUGGACGAAAGCAAACCUUAUCCAGUUCCGAGAGACGUUAUGAACUUGAUCCUUAGUAAAGAGUUACCACUGGGCUAUUACUACCACACGUUGUUAUGUUUUUGGAGCUCCCUGUUUUGCUUUGGCAAGGCCAAACUGAUUCUUUUGGAGAAAUAUACAAUUUAUAGUAGUAAGCCAAUGUUGAUUCUAGUAAUUUUUGUCUUUUAUAUACUUACCAAAAUAUACAGUCUUCGUAGCCUAUUUAGUCAAAUAGACACAAUUGGUGUUGGGUGUGUCACUAAACUCGACUCCAACGAACACAUCUGCCAUAAUGAAGGAGGAAUCAGUUCGACAGAUGUGAAUCUUCUCAGUCCUUAGUCAUUCUUCUCUUAUCUUUUAUGCAAUUUGGUUUACUUGCAGUCCUGUUUUAAUCAUCCAUAUAUGUAAGUUCUACGGCCAAAGGAAGAAAUCAAUCAACUAUCUAUUAUUCAAACAUAUGUAUUCUGUUUUGCGUUUGUUUUCUUGCGGGGUCAUAUUAACGUAUCACCGUAUUACGUAGACAAUAAGUCAUUAAUAGACUGUACACAUGGAUGUCUGAAUGAUUAAGCUCUCCUCCGGCUCAUCAUCUGCACUAAGACCCAAUUUAGACCCCUCAUGGUUCUAAAAGUUUUUUUUUUUUUUUUUCUCUGGCCAGUAUCUGUAUCUUCUAGAAACUAUAGUAUAGUAGUGCAUAGUUUAUGUUUCUCAGAUUUUGGUAAUUGGGCUUGUAAAAGCAAGUUUUAAGUUCAAUUUGGAAGCUCUCUGUUUUUGUCUUUACGCUUGUAUAUGUGUAUUAAAAACAUUAAAAUAAGACUACAUGCUCUCUGAAUUAUUGCUCAAAGUCCAUCUUACAAUUGUAGUAUCAAGUGUAAUCAAGUAAUCAACAUGUGUACUCUGUUUUGCUUUUAUUUUCUUGCAGGGUCAUUAACGUAUCACCUUAUUACGUAGACAACAAGUCAACAAUAGAUUGUAGAACAAUGUCUGAAUGCCUAAGCUCUCCUUCAGCUAAUCAUCUGCACUAAGACCAAUUUAGACACCUCAUUGUUCUAAAGGGUUUUUCUUUUUCUCUGGCCACUUUAAGUGUAUGUAUCCUAUAGACUAUAUAUAGUAGUAUAGUUAUAGCUUUUGUUUCUUCAGAUUUUGGUAG